UGCUUGUUGCAAUUUAUAUUGCUAGCAAAGCAACUGUAUCUGAAAACUGGAUUGAAAUAAAUCUGAAAAUAUAUUUAUAUCAAUAUAUGUGUUUUUAAAUCCAUUCAAUUAUGGAAAAACUAUCCUGGAAGCUUCCUCGCUUUGAUUUUGAUUAUGUGUACACUCAUGCACAUAUAAACAAAUAUUAUUCCUUUUGGUUAACAUUUGAAUAUGUUACAUAAUUUUUAUUUGCUUUGUAUAUAUAUUUAUACAAUUUUUCAUUAUAUAUAACUUAUACCACCCCUACAUGUCUAAAUGUUACAUGACAAAUUUAGAUUAUAAUAUUAGCAAAAAAAUUGCUUCAGUAAUCUAAUUACACCUAAGAAAGAAUUAAUCAUACAUUAAAAAUAUAUAUUUUGUGUUUAACCUGUUGUCAAAAAUUAGCUAACUAAAACUAGUAUUAAUAAUCUUAGCAGAAGCUAAUGACAUUAGAAUAAAGAAUUUGUAAACAAAAUUUGAGUCAAUUGUUAGAAGCAGACAGUUUAUACCACCUUUCUAAUUGUUUUUGGCCUGUAUUUAAUAAUAAAGUAAGAGUAAAAGACUGAUAUUAGAUAUUCAUCAGUUAAUUUAUGUGCAAUUCAACUAAUAAUCCUAAAAACUAAACUUCAAUAACCAUUUUCCUGUUUUUGUUUUUGGUAAAUGUUGUUUAUUGGCUGCAAGGUGAAAAAAUUUUGAUGGAUUUUUGUUAUGGGAUUCCUGGCUUGUUUAAGGCAUUCUAUCCCCUAACAGAGUAACUCUUAUUUUAACACCUUUAAAAUACUCAAAUAAUGAAGAGAGGCCAAAUAUGUUUUCAAAGCAGCUUUAUUCAAGUAACUGAGAUGACCAAUUUUGUAGAAAUGUGUAGUCUCAAAACGACACCCAAAACAGGAAGAGGAACAGAAAGCAUGUUAUUGUUACUAAGUUAUAAAGAUUGUGUGUCUCCCUGAGACAUUUCUCUUUGGAAGUUAAUGGUAUAAAGAUCCAAAAAUGAAUUUUUAUGUCAAAGGUAAAAUAUAUAUUUAUAUUUUUGAUUAUUUUCCUAAAUACAUUUUUAUACACUGUCAAACAGAGGUGUCAUGUGGUUUUGUGGGAUAUGCAGCCCUAUUUGAUACCAGUAAAUCCCUUCUUAGAAAAUUCAUAUUCAAUGUGAACUAACCCUCUGUUGUGGCUACAUGUUUGUCUGUGUAUGACUGAGAAUGAAUUUUGUUUUUUACUAUGUAAGUGGUCUUUUGUCAAAAAAUCAAAUAUAUGUUGGGUGGUCAAGGGAGUGGCACCUAGAUGAGUGAUGUACAUUUCCAUUAUUGCUUCUUUUAGAAUUUGCAUCCCUGGCGUCAACUAGUGUUUUUGCAAUAGAAUUUUUCAACUGCAUUUCCAUUGAUAAUUUUGUAUUUUUGCUGUUCAAAUACUGAAGAGAUAUUUUUUAUUUCAUUGGUUGGAAAUUUCCCAGUUUUUUUAUGUAAUUGUUGUCAACAUGUGAUGAAUUUUGCUUCAUUAUAGACAUGUCAUGUAAUCGCAGGGUUCCUCAGAAGAGGGGGGCUGGAGCCCCCCCCCCCUCCCAAUGGGAGCAAACAAAUUGGCAGCCCCUGGUAUGAAUUUCGCUUUCAUGGCACUGAAUCAUGUUUUCAGUGUGAAAGGUCUCCAAAACAGACAACAUAGGUUAAGUGGUUUGUUUUGAUUGGUUAUAAGUUGCUGGUUUUGCUUUUGUUAUUAUGAAUAUAUCCUAAAUAAAUACCCAAUAAUGAUAGACAUAUGUUCCUGGUUUUCUGACUUCUCCCCCUGUACAGCCUUCUGCAAUAUCCCCUGCACAAGCAUAAUAUGUCUUGCCUAUGAGCAGAUUUAUGGACAUGGAAAAUGCCUGCCUAAACUGUACCCUGGAGGUUAUUGAGAAUCAACAGACAUAAAUCUAAGAGUUCUAAAAAUUAUUUCAAAUUCUAUUCAGUUUUUUUGGCUUUGACCUGUUUCCAAUAUUUGUAUGGAAUGUCUGGUGUCAAAAGGAAUUCUAUCAUGAUUGGUUGCCUAUCAAUAGAUGUGUAGGUUCGCCAGUUUUAUUCCUGCUCAUUCUCUUUAAAGACUAUUCUAAUUGGUAAUUUUAGAAGAGUUUUUAACUUUUUUAAGAGUUUACAUACUGUACAUUCUCAUUGAGACUUCCCUCCUUCUCCGUGUUAGCCCAUUGAUGAUAAACUUCAAUGGAAAUUACCCUUUUUUAUCAAUUUGAUAAAUUUUUAUAUUUAUUGAGAGAGUCAGGUUAGUGAAAUUGUUUAAUGAUGUAAAUUUCAAUACACAGAACACUCCUUUUUGCUUCUUUAUCUGCUUUUUUGAAUGUGUCAGAUAUGUCCUAAUAGAAAAUCAGUUAUCACAGUUUUCAUCGGAAAUCCCUGCAUUUCUACUAUCGCAAAGCAUUUUCAAAAUUUAUCUUUUGUAAGAUAUCAAGGCGGAGAGAUACAAGGACAGAGAGACAACUUUUGUUUGGGGGGCCAGCCCUGAUAAAUAAUCGUAAGAACAGCCAUAUUUACAAAAUGAAAGUAUUUUACUUAUGCAACUCAAGUGUUUUGGGGGGCCAAGGCUGGUAUCUCAGUCUUUGGUAAGAUAGUAGGCAAACUAAUGAGAGCAUCAUUAAAACCAAUGGAAUAAGAAAUUAUUGGAAACCUUUCCUUGAAAUGGAUUUUUUGUUAUGGAGAGUCAUAACAGAUUUUGUGUAUGCCAUGCCCAGAACUGUCUCUUAGGGACCCCACGGUCUGGUCAUUUCAAAUAUUCCCAUUUUAUGUUAGUGCCGGUGUUUUAUGUUUGGGCUUCAUUGUCCAAAAAAUUGAAUUGGACGUAGUAAAUACUAUUUGUCACCCUAGUAGUAACAUAACAUAUGCAAAGGGAUAUCUACAAAUUUAUAAAUUCUUUUCAAAGCAUCUGACUGCUUUAUUGUUUUAUUUUGAUAUAAUUCAAUUCCCGCUACAAUACAAAAGCUAGUUGUACCAAAUAUGAAUAAAUCAAUUUAAGAUCUGAACAACAGCAAAAACAUUUAUUAAAACGGCAAAUCGAGCAAAAUUUUUUACUACUGAUUAAUUUCAAUAGCUUAACAUUAUUUAAACUUACAGACUCAUUGCUAACAAUAACAUUGCGCUACGCAAGCAUCCCAUAAUGCAUUUUCAGACAGUCUGAAAUCAAUUAUGAUUAAUCCGUAGAAGUUUACUGCCAUUGUUUGGAUUCCAUAAAUAUAUUAAAUUGUUUGGAUUCGUCUGGAUAAUUUGCCACCCUCGCAAAAGCUCAUUGUUAGCAAUGAGUCUUUAAAUUUCAACUGUUUGAGUGUCAAAAUAUAGCUUAAACAUAAAUGACUCCGCUUACACCGAUGAAUAAGUGAAUACAAAACAAUUGGGCAUGGGAAAUUAGAACUUUUUCCAUUUCGAGUGGAGUGGCCGGGAAAUUUUCCGAGAAAUCGCUGACUCUGUUGAAAUUUUGUAAGAGCGAGGCAAUUUCCUACUCAGUGACAUGCAAUAUGUGCAGGGCCUUAGCAAAAGAACGCGCCACUCAGGUGCUGAUUUUCGGCGUUGAGCAUUGGCGGCACGAAAAACACUGGGAUUGCUUCUAUUUUGGUUAAAGAAGAAUGCCACAAUAAAUAGAUUUCAUGUAGUUUAUUAUGUGAUACAAUAAGCUGCCAAGGCAAGGGAGAAUCUUGGUCUAAAGGUAAUCGAUGAAAAGCGCUUGGAUUUGUUAUACGCAGCGCCUCGUACGUAGAAGAAUUCAACAGAAAACACAGCGACUCGUAGAAGAGUUCAACAGAAAGAUUUUAUCAUCUUAAAGUUGAAGUGUUUUUAAAAAUAUAUCAAUUCCUGAAUACAGAGACUGUGAACCUACUGCAAAAGGUGAUUGUGAACAAGCAGUGCUGUAGUGAUCAUGGCCUUUGCUCCGCGUGGAGGCUUCAGGCCUCCCAGGGGAGGACCCAUGCCACCAAGAAUGCCUCCUAGGAUGCUACCACCAAGAGGCAUGAGGCCAAUGCCCCCAUUUGUGCGAUUUGAUGGCAGAGGCCCGCCACAUGGCAUGGCUAGAUUUCGCCCAGACGGUGGUUUUCCAGGUCCUCAUCAUGGACCACCAAGGCCAUUCCCACCGCGGGGACCACCACGAGGCCCUCCUAGGGGACCACCACAAAGAGGUUGGACACCAAGAGGUUCAAUGCUAAGAGAUCCUUCUCCCAGAGGAGAAACUCCUUUUAAAAAGCAACCGCCUCCAGUUAGUUCUACUAAGGUGGUUAAGAAAGAGUCUGUUAAAACAGUUGACAAUAAAGAGCCAAGCAAAACAUCAACAGAGAAGGAUUCUAAAGAUCAGUUAGCAGAGGUGAAAACUGAAAAGCCUUUGGAUAAAGAUAAUAUUGAGAAAGGACCUUCAGAUAAAGCAGUUUUGCCAACUAAAACACAGGUUAAAAAGGAAGAUGAGCCUGUCAAAGUAACUCUUGAUAGCUACAACUGUGAUUUGCAUUUCAACAUUGAUGAAUCAGGUUUGGUGGGAUGGACACUGCACGAUAAAGGUUUUGAAUAUUUGUGGGGAGGAUGCAGAGGAUCUCAUGGUGUCAAGACUGGCAAGGUUGCAUUUGAGUGCACAGUCUUAGAGAAUUUACCUGUUGAAGUUCCUACCACCGAGUCAACACCUCAUGUCCUGAGAGUUGGAUGGUCUGUUGAUGGUGCAGAUUUUCAGCUUGGUGAAGAUCGUCUUUCAUUUGGCUAUGGAGGCACUGGUAAAAUCUCAGUUAACAGUAAGUUUUCUGACUAUGGUCGUCCAUUCACAGUUGGUGACGUCAUUACUUGUUGCUUAGAUCUUGAUGCCAAACCCAAUGUCAUUUUCUAUCUACUAAAUGGAGAUUACUUGGGUGUUGCUUUCAAAAUUGGUCCAGAGCUUGGCAACAAUGCCUUGUAUCCUCAUAUCACUGUCAAAAAUGUUAAAUUUCAAAUCAAUUUUGGUGGACAGUGGCCCAAAUUCCCAAUCAAGCCUGGCUUCUCAAUGCUGCAAAAUUUGCCAAAGGGAGAGCUUUUGCAAGCACCUACAGGGCCUAAGAACAGACAGGAUGCUGAAGUUAUUAUGAUGGUAGGACUACCAGCUUGUGGCAAGACAUUUUGGGCAGAGAAAUAUUGUAAGGACCAUCCAGACAAAAAAUACUAUAUGCUUGGUACCAAUAGCAUCAUAGAUAAAAUGAGAAUAAUGGGACUGACAAGAAAACGGAACUAUCAUGGUAGAUGGGAUGCUUUGAUAAAAGAUGCAACAGGCUGUCUCAAUAUCUGGCUCAAGAUAGCUGAGAAUCGUGUGCAUAAUUACAUUCUUGAUCAAACAAAUGUUUACUUCACAGCUCGAAGAAGGAAAAUGAAGACUUUCGGUGGAUAUAAACGAAUUGCAUGUGUCGUAGUCAACGAGCCUAAUGUACUAGCAGAACGCACCGCGAAAACACAGAAAGAAGAAGGAAAAAUUGUCCCUAUGGAAGCCAUAAUGGAGAUGAAAGCAAAUUUCAGUCUCCCGGAAGUUGAUGAAUCAUUUGAUGAAGUUAGGUAUGUGGAGGAAAAGCUCCCGAAAGCUAGUGAAUUGGUGCAGCAGUACAAAAGUGAGGGCCAUGAAUUUAGAAAGGGCUCUAGUCGUUUUUCUGGCAACAGCCAAGAACCCAGGGCAAAGAUUUCACGAAAUGAUAAUAGCAGUUUCCAUGGUGGCCGUCCUGCAGAUGGCGUAUAUCAUGAAAGAGCUCCAAGAAAUGACUUCAAUGAAAGGAGACCUUAUGGCCAUAAUCAAACGAGAAGAGUUGAAACAAGAGGCGGGGAUAUGAGAGGUGAUGGAAGAGAGCAACAUAGUAACCAGUAUCAGUCACACUGGAAUAACGAAAGGCAAGGGAAUCAGCAGACAGGUAGACGUUUUGAUCGACCAGAUACAAGGAGAGAUGGAUCGAAUCAACAAAAGGAUGAAAGAAUGUAUGAUGAAAGACAGCAUGGUGAUCAGCGAUUUGAUGAAAGGAGAUCUGAUUUUAGCAGAACUGGCAGUGGUUGGGAUGAACGGUCAUCAACUGGUGAAGGCAGAAGUGAUGCUGCCCCUUUUAGGAAAAUAAAGCAAGAGCCACUUGAUGAUACCCCGCAAUUUCAAGGCAGAAACGAACAGUAUAAACCUUAUACUCCUGCAAACUCUAGACCUGAGUACCACAACAAGGACCAGAAAUAUAAUACAGAGUGGAACAGAGAUCGGCAAUCACAGUAUGACUAUUCAGCAGAUGUUAAGGAAGAGCCGGGCUAUAGAGAUAGUUAUGGUUCAUCUAUAAAUGAGGGGAGAGGGUACCAGGGUAAUGAGCCAGUAAAGAGUGAACGUGGCGAUCGAUAUCAGCCAUACAGAUCAGAUACAUAUCAGAGUCAUGAAAGAAGUCAGACUGCCUCAGCUGAACAUGGAGGUAGAUAUGGAAUGGAUAGCAGUGGUCCACAAGAUUACUAUGCAUCCCAAAGUAGCUAUGCCGGCAAUAGAAACAAUACUCACAGCCAAAGCUCAUCUUCACAGUCAUAUAGCACCUCCUAUGCAAAUCAGAACCUUGAUAAUCAAUCAUCAAAUGUUCGUAGUACAGAGUCUGAUCGUAAUCAGGAGUAUCAAGGAAGGGGGUACUCCAGUAGCCAUGUUGAAAGGCCAGGGGAUUCACGCUUUGUCCCAUAUGGAAGCUCAUAUCAGCCAGGAUCACAGAAGCAAGAGCCACCUAUGCAAAGUAAUUCACAAUAUGCAACACAGCAACUCGCUUUUUCUAACCCCCAAAAUAGCUCCUAUUCGUCUACUCAAGGGCAGAAAGACUCAUAUGAUCGUCCAUCAGGGGGAUGGCAAGCUGGAUACUCUCAGUCUGCAAGCCAACAAUCAACGAAAGGUUCUAGUGGUCAGCAGAGCUAUACAGGGCAACAAAGUUACGGGAGCUCUGUCCAGACUGAGAAUCGAAGCUACCCAUCACAGCAAACCUAUACUGGACAGCAAGGCUAUGGUGAGCAGCAUAGAGAACCCCAAGGGUAUCAAAGGCAAGAAGGAUCUACCAGGCAGCAAGGAUCCAAUGUUCAACAUUCAUAUUCUGGACAGCAGAGCUACACAGGGCAACAAGGUUACACAGCACAACAGGGUAACGCAGGACAGCAAGGCUACACAGCACAACAGGGCUACGGACAGCAGGGCUAUGCUCAGCAAGGCUACACAGGACAGCCAGGCUACACAGGACAGCAAAGCUACCCCGGAUAGCAAGGCUAUGCUGGUCAAGCAGGCUACCCCGGAAAACAGAACUAAUAACGCAGUUAAUGCGAUUUAUGACAGGGAUGUUGUAUAAUUGUGCUAAAAGCCCCUAAACAGAAUUGAAUGUGCUGCAUCUUCGAUAAAGAUAGCUUAAACUAGUAGUGCUACGACCAGAUUACAAACUGAUAUAACAUAUCAAGCAUAUAACAAAUCCAAAAUAGUUCUAAAUAUAUUUCGCUGAUAUAGGGGGAAGGGGUCAUAUUGAAUAGGAAAUGGAAGCGGUCUCACGGGUUUUGGCCAGGAAUGCAGGUCAAAAUUUAAUCAGAUUUGCAAAAAGUACCCUCUGUUUUAUUCUCUCUGUUACCUUUUCUAAAAGAACAGCUUUUAAAUAAUGUCCCAGAUUUUGCAAAACAUAGACCCCUUUCUCAGAGAAAGUUUAAAUCUACGUGGAUAAUAAUUUUUUUUACUACCGUUUUAAGCCACCGGGAAAAUACCGUUAAGCUUUUAAAUCCACUUACUGGUCAGUUAGUCAAUUUCUUAUCCAGCUUUGAAGUAUGUUUUGUUCACUUUUUUAGCUUUCAAUUUGAAAAUAAUAUUUGUUGCUUUCACCCAUAAUCGUUAUUAUAACUCGUUUGCAAUUUUAUCAGCUUUUUCUAUUUGAUCUUUGGUCGGUUAUGGUAUAAUUAAGGAUGAGAUACAGUAUUAAGCCUUUUAACUCGAAUGCUAUGCUGUUGUUGAAUAUUUAAUUCACCUACCGUUGUUAAAUAUCAAAUUUGAGAUUGAACGUCCUAUUGGCAUGUCAAGACAUGGAAUCAAAGCCUGCCGCAACAAUAACUAUUGCCUUUAAAUUAAUUUAAUUUAACACUCGUUAACCAGUGGUGGCGCCAGGGGAGGGCUAGGGGGCUAUAGCCCCUCCGUCGGAAGCAUCUAGCCCCCCAUCGGAGGAUAUUUUAGGUUAUUGUACGAAAACUGCUUAUUUUAGUCAUUUUAGCCCCCCUGUCGGAAGCUCCAAUCCCUCUGUCGGAAGAUUUCUGGCGCCACCUCUGCGUUAAACAUUAUUACACGUUAUUAUAAGCUGGUUAGUUUUUUGCUGUCUUUUUUAAUGUUGUUAUUUCUGUACAGAGGAACGCAUUUAUUUGUUCUCUCCUUUCAAAAUGCCAAGUAAACUACUCUGUUACCCAAUCCAUUAUUUUUGAAAUCGAAAUAUUAGAUUCAAACUCUGUGUGGUUAACAGAACAAGGAUAACCCUGAAAGGAAUCUGACCGUGACGUCAUUCAUCCAACUCGAGCUGUCAAUCAAAGGCUGUUUUUAGACAACUCUUCAUUUCCUUUGCUUCUUUCUUGAGGCAUGAUGGCCCCUUAGGUAAGGAGAACACCGAUUCAAUGGAGAUAACACAAAAUAUUUGAUGCCAAGUAUAACCGGGAACUAUAUUUACAGUUGAAUGAUAAGGGCUUGGUUAUCCCAUUGAACGUGAAACUCGGAGCAGCAUAUUCUAAAUAAUAGGAAACAGGAUAAGGGCAUGGAAAAACAGUUCUGUAUUGCUGGUCACUUCCAGUUGAGAAGCUAUUGUUUCUCAGUAGAUUUCUGUAGGACAGUAAAGGUGGCCUAGAGAGAGCAAGGAAAACAUUACUCGCGUUUUGAAGAGAAGCAAUGCGAAAAUUCUUACUGAAUCUUCCAGCAUUACUGUUUCGUAUGUAGCAAAUAGAAAGGAACUAUCUUUUUUUUAAGAAUCUUUGCUCUUAAACUUGUAUUAGAGAAAAUUAAAUUCAAGGGGCUUCAUAAAAACUUGUUUGUUGAUCGAAACUCACUAAGAAUCGACUAUGCCAUGUUUGAUUCAGGGCAGUCAGGGUAAUUUCGUUAAAACGCAUGUGAUCGACGAAAUUCCUUGCCAAAUUUUUUUGAAACAACCAGGCUUCACUUUUCGUCUGAACAAGGCGGAAGACGUUCCGAAAAUGUCUACGUUUUUCUAAAAUGUUCUUAUUCCCCAAACACUCUUAUCCGCCCGACUCAUGUCUCAAUGGACAGUCUCAAGGGUGAUUUUCCUCAUGUUUAGCACCUACAAGGAAAAUCAGAUGCCUCGCUCAACGUCACGUUCUUAAGGCUGCCUAUGGAACUUGAAGAAAUAGUCCAUGAUGGUGGUUUCUUUGCCCCUACAAAGAACUUGCAAGAAACUGACUGCCUUCAUAUCAACUCCAUUUCUUUAUAUCUGCAGCGGAAUUCGUCGAUGAUUUAUGCGAACCAUGCAUCGAUAUGUCUCAUUUUUCAAAAGAAUUGUCGACAAUCACCAGAAAAGCUUUUGCGAAAAAUUAUUCAAAUGUACACGGCAAGCUGUAAAAUUCUGAACAAAACAUAAAGGACGAGAGUGAGGAAGGAGAUGAAAGAGCAUCGUGUACUUACUGUUUGCGAAGAACAAUCUGGAAGACUGCAUGUGAUCUAGAUGAGUUUUGAUUGGCGGAUGUCUGUCCAGAGGUUCUACGAAGUAAGCAGGUAUGUUGCUUUACAUAUAAUGACAAUAAAGAACAUAUAUAUGAUUGAUUAAGAAGCACGACUAAAUGUGCAAAAUCAGUUAGAUCUGUAACAAAUUGGCUCAUGAGCACAGACGCUUCCCCCAUCCAAUCACAGUUAAUCAGUAGCAAAAAUCUGAAUUCUAUUUGCUAUAUCUCAGUUAUUUUGGAACAGAUUAAAAUUAUUUUGCAUUUUAAGAGGUAUUUCACGGCCAUCUUACAGAAAACAUGAUCCAAAGAUAGACAUUAUGAAAAUAAACUUUUAUGCCGUCACGUGUAAGAACUCUUUACAUGCUAAGAUAUGCCACUCACCUAACUUUCAUGCCACGCUCUAUUAACUUAAGGACAUCCUGUACACUGUGGACAACAAUCUCUUCUAGAUCGACAACCUGAAAUUCAUCAAAAGUAAUACAUGCUUUAAGAUAAAUGACUAAUAACCAAAUGUUUUGAUAAAAGUUUCUCAAAGGAAUCCAUACUACUGUUUUCACAACUGUGCAAAUUAGAAAAGGUGUUUGCAAAUAUAAGCCACCUUCUCACUUCGUCACUGGAAUUGAUGUGGCUGGCGAACAGACAACUUAAUGAACUGUUCACUUUGGAUUAUGAUAUACAUUUCAAGAUAGACGGAGAGAGGGAGAGGAUAACACAUCCAGAGAAGGGGGAAGGUGAUGACACACCCAGAGUGGGAGGGAGAUGACACAUCCAGACGGUAAGGGGAUGACUCAUUCCGAGAGGGGAUGGGAUAACAAAUCUGACUCUAUAUUACUGCCACACACCAUACAUAUACGCCUUAAAUCUUUAAUGGAUCAAAAAGGAAUCUAAACAUGUUGUUGUCAAGUAAAGGAUCAUCCUUCUACCGCCACCAAAAUUACCUAAACAUAUCUAAUUUCGAAGUAGGAUCCCCGCCUACGCUGCACGCAUGCUAACUACAGACUCUCAAAAUAUAAGGCGCCAAGGUGAGAUACUCAUUUGAGAAAAAGAACUUACUUGAACCUGCCCUUGUCCAUCUUCUAGCACACGAAGUUUCUUCUUCUUAUUCAAAAGGUCAAAUACCUGAAAAUAAUUGCCAAAAUAUUCUUUUUUUUAAAGGUGUUGCUAGACAUAACUGUAAACUAGCACCAAAUUAAAGUACUCAGUACUACAGAAAUUUGGUUGUCUGUAGUUCUGAGUUUGUUCUGAGAGUCAUUUGACAAAAAAGCACACCAAUUGAAAAUAAAUACGGUCUACAUGGCUCACGUCACUGCUAGUAAGGAUCGAUAAAUAUCAGGGAUCUAGUGGUGAUGCUAAUUGGUCAAACCUAACUUUUCGUCCACAAUAAAUCAUGUGAUUAGCAAUUGUUUAUUA
Molecule: messenger RNA, 11069 nt
Organism: Rhopilema esculentum
Lineage: Eukaryota; Metazoa; Cnidaria; Scyphozoa; Rhizostomeae; Rhizostomatidae
Biological process (GO): alternative mRNA splicing, via spliceosome
Cellular component (GO): nucleus
Molecular function (GO): RNA binding; protein binding
Source: RefSeq, a predicted model, not a curated record